Molecule: messenger RNA, 1787 nt
Organism: Trichoplusia ni (cabbage looper)
Lineage: Eukaryota; Metazoa; Arthropoda; Insecta; Lepidoptera; Noctuidae
Product: leucine-rich repeat neuronal protein 2-like
Exons: 10
Coding region: 158-1615 (485 amino acids)
Cellular component (GO): plasma membrane
Molecular function (GO): protein binding
Source: RefSeq, a predicted model, not a curated record
CAUAGAUUUCUGCCUAAACAUGUAUCUUAAAAUCUGGACUUAUUCUUUAUCUACUUAGAUAAGGAUGAGAAAUAAUAAUAUUACAAUUUGAAGGUAUCAGUUAUUAUACCACACCGUAAUAUUUAGUUUCGUUAGAUCUGUUUAUAGCCGUUUAGACAUGUCCAAGUUCAAGUUUAGUGUUAUUUUGGUACUUUUAGUGUGUUUUAAGUGUUGUUGGACUCAAAUAGAUGAAGACUUAGUAUCUACAACACCGGGAAUCGAAAACGAUGUGAUAUGUACACAGUGCGAUUGUACAGACAAUCUAGUAAACUGUUCCGAUCAGAACAUCACAGCAUUAUUUCAAGAUGGCGAUUGGGACACUCUUCAAGAUGUAAUUCCAUUAACAGUUGAUCUAAGUUUUAACAAAAUAAGUAAGAUAUACAGAUUCCCUAUAUUACCUAUACAAGUGCUAAACUUAUCAAAUUGUGAAAUAUUUUCUCUGGAAGAUGGAAGUUUUGUAAAUCUCCACAAUUUAACAGCUUUGGACUUGACGAGAAACAAAAUUUCAACAUCUGCUAUUUCGAAGAGAACCUUUUUUGCAAUUCCAAACCCUACGAAACGGACAUUAGAGUUCAAAAUGAUGCGGCAUCUAAGUCUAGCCUACAACGACCUCCACACACUACCUCAAGACAUCUUCAUAUUUAUGUCUGGACUGACUUAUCUGGACCUAAGUGGGAACCCGUUAGCGUAUAUAGAUCAAGUUACGAUGGGCGCUAUUUCUGAACUUAAGAAUAUGAGGGAGUUAAGAUUAAGUGGAUGCGAGUUGGAGAACCUUCCUGAGGGUUUUCUCCGCAGACACAGGAAGAUACAGCGCCUGGACCUGAGUGAUAACCGCUUCUCAAUCAUCCCAUCGGCCUUGGCUGAAGCUCCAAGUCUGGUGUAUCUGAACUUCGAUAAGAAUGCCUUGAAAAUCAUUGAGGCUAAUAAUGCUAUCACCAACCUGACCAAAUUACAAGAGCUGAGUAUGAGCAGGAACAGCAGGCUUCAGAAUAUAACGGCGGGUGGCCUCGGGGGUCUAAGUAGCCUGGUCGUGUUGAGACUGAACAAUAAUCCAAGGUUAACGUACUUGGACCCUGGCUUCCUGGUUUGGAAGAAUGAUGAUGGAGAGGAAAUGUGGCCGAUGGUGAAAGAGUUAUACCUGAACAACAAUAACCUCUCAGGCAUCGACCCUCGCGUCCUGGACUGUUGGAACGAUCUGGAGACAGGUGACUUCUCUGGGAACAGCUACUCCUGCGACUGCAAUCAAUGGAUGGUGGAUGUACUGGUCCCAGUGCUGAAGAACACACCAGCUAACGGAACCGUCAAUAAUAUGGUGUGCAAAAAGCCAGCAGACAUGCGAGGGCUCACAUUCUCACAACUAUUUGACACAUCAAGACUCCUGGUUUGUCCAGAAUCGGAGAAUAUCUCAGAAUUGUCAGCUCCAAACAUGGCAAUUUUAUUGGGAAUCAUGAUCGGUAUCGUGGUUACGUUCCCAAUAGUUCUCGUCCUGGUCUUAUUAUGGAGGAAGGGAUACUUCAACAGUUCCAAAUCAUACUCAAGUCCAUACGACGAUGAUGAUGAAAUGGAAAAACUGUGAAACUGAUUAUUUGAAGCUGAUUCGAGAGGCGUUGCGAAAUCGAAAACAAGACUAAGGGGGCACCCUGUAUACUGUUCUAGGACAGCCUGUAUAAUAUCCAAAAAGAGGACUAUUAGCAGACAAUAUCACCCCGCGAUAAGUACAAAAAUUGUAAAUAAAUAAAUGAUACCUA